This is a messenger RNA of Mercenaria mercenaria, 1568 nucleotides long. RefSeq lists its product as uncharacterized. NCBI's taxonomy places the organism in Eukaryota, Metazoa, Mollusca, Bivalvia, Venerida, Veneridae. The record is from RefSeq and is a predicted model, not a curated record. The transcript has 3 exons. Bases 90 to 893 code for a protein of 267 amino acids.
CUGGCCAAUGAAAUCAAACAACGUGUCUUAAUUAAGUACAUCCGUUUUAUAUAUCAUAAACUUUACAGUUUAUCUAUUUGGCGUUUAAGAUGGCACUUCUGAGAUGCAUUUUUGUAGCACUAUAUUUGUGUUACAUUGUCAAAAAUGGCUACGGAUACCAUUCUUGCCAGGAUUUGAAAAUUGCAAAUCCAACAUUGAAAAGCGGGAAAUAUUCAAUGUACAAUGGGCGCGGUCAGCAAUACCAAGUAUAUUGCGAAUUCCAUUGUCACUAUGGAUACACAUUUCUCUCCAAAAGUACCAGUGAAAACGUCGACCUAAAGCUCCUUAAUCCGUCUCGAUCAGAAGUUUUGGUACGGCAUAUGCGCUCAAAUGGUCACCAGUAUGAUACCUGGAUGAAACAGAUCACUCGCCAUGCCAGUCUGCCACUAAGUAUUCAGUACAACAAAAACUGUGAUUAUGCCACUCCAAUUAACCACGCUACAAUGGGUCCAUACUUGUACUUAGGCUUUCUGCCAAUACAUGUCGCCCGAAGCCGAUCUAUUCAAGGUUACAUGGCUAACUACCGCGACUACACGUUCAGAAAUUGCGACUCGAAUCCAAAUAGUUAUUUAGCUUUCUUUAUCAACCCCAAUCACAGGAACCCAAAUGGAUACUAUAAGCGGUGCUGCUACUCAAAACUAAUGAGGGACUGGAUUAACGUCGGCAGAACAGCGUCCGAAGACCUUCCAAGUGAUUAUUUUUUCCAGUUUGAAAUGCACAUGGGAGGCUGUGGAGGGUAUGCAAUCAAUGGUCAUAACACAUUGCGUGACAUCAUAGGUGCGGCCUUGGGCAUGCGCUUUGAACUUCCGAGGAGGGUACAAAAUGAAACCAUAAUUUGUGACUCUCAUCAAUAAUGAAGUAGACACAAACAACUUGAACAAGGACCUUUAAAGUUGAAAAAGUACUUUUAUACCUUUUUAGAUAGACUUUCUCCAGGAUUGAAUGGAAGUGUCAUGAAAGUUUAAUUUUAAAAAGUGAUUUAUAAACACGAAUACCAAAAUUAGAGCUUUUUUAACUUUAGCUUAAUUAGGCCUACGCACAAAUUAUGCAAAUUCGAUUGAUUAAAAAUAGCUGUCUUUCUGCAAAACUGACCGAGUUUUUAAUAUUCCUGCAUACUUUCUUAAUUGCUUAAAUUUAAUUAAAAUGAUAGGUGAAACGUUCGAAUUUUAUAAAAAUGGUCAUUUACAAGUUGAUGAAAUUCUGAAACUAUCUUUGCGUCCUGAGCCGUGCAUUUAGUCUAAUAUAAAGACAAACACUCUGUCAUUUAGAAGUGAUGAAAAAAUAAUUUUACAUUUUCCCUAAUAAAAUUCUACGUACUUGAGCUCGCAAACGACAAUGAGAGACAUAAGGAUGUCCUGAUAUAUUCCGAGAUAAAUGUUGUACCACUUCGGUGAAGUGAAUGUUCAAUGUGCUUUACUUAGAUUUCAUGAUUUUAUUACUGAUUACUGUUAUCUUGGUAUAUUGAAUGUUAACAGGCCAUUUUGGCGGACUUUGACACUUAACGGUUCAAUAAACUGGACAUAUAUUUA